Messenger RNA from Aethina tumida (small hive beetle), 1467 nucleotides. RefSeq names its product probable cytochrome P450 6a14. Gene Ontology annotation, molecular function: heme binding; oxidoreductase activity, acting on paired donors, with incorporation or reduction of molecular oxygen; monooxygenase activity. The coding region runs from base 26 to 1426 and encodes 466 amino acids. Lineage: Eukaryota; Metazoa; Arthropoda; Insecta; Coleoptera; Nitidulidae. The record is from RefSeq and is a predicted model, not a curated record. The transcript is spliced from 3 exons.
UUUCGGAAACUCCAAAAGCGUAUUCAUGAAACAACAACUUGUCGCUGAGUGGUUCAAAGACAUUUAUUUUGACCUAAAGUCUAAAGGGAUGAAACAUGGAGGAGUGUAUUUUUUGUUUAAGCCAUUUUAUUUUCCCGUUGACCUUAAUAUUAUCAAAUCAAUUAUGCAGACGGACUUCCAACAUUUUAUGAAUCAUGGUAUUUUUGUUAAUGAAGAAGGGGAUCCAUUAAGUGCGCAUUUAUUUGCACUGGAAGAUGAAAGAUGGAAAAACCUCAGGACCAAAUUGUCUCCGACGUUUACUUCUGGCAAACUAAAGAUGAUGUUUAACACUUUAGUUGAAUGUACUAAUGGAUUAAAAGAUAUGAUGGAUCAAUAUUCACAAAGCAAUACUCCAAUUAAUAUCAAGGACGCAUUGCAAAGGUUCACCAUUGACAUAAUUGGAUCAGUUGCUUUUGGAAUUGAAUGUGACAGUAUGAAGAAUCCAAAUUCAGAAUUUGCCAAAUACGGACGACGAAUAUUCUUCCUGAGUCCUAUUGAAGUUAUUAAGAACAUUGCCCUGUUUGCUCUCCCUCAUAAACUUCUCUUGUGGUUGAAUAUCAGUUUGUUCAAUAAGGAGGCCACGACAUUUUUCAUGGAUGUUGUUAGAAAAAAUGUCAAUUAUAGAGAAGAAAAUAACAUUUACAGAAAAGAUUUUAUGCAUUUGCUGUUACAGUUAAAAAAUCGUGGUAAAGUUUUUGACGACGAAAAACUAACAAGUGACGACGGUGAAAUUAAACAAAGUGCCCUAACAUUCAAUGAACUUGCUGCUCAAGCAUUCCUUUUCUUUGUAGCUGGGUACGAAACUUCUUCUACAGCAAUGACUUUUGCAUUGUAUGAACUUUCAACUCGGCCUGACCUUCAGAAGAAAAUUAGAGAUGAAAUCCAUGAAGUAUUGGAGAAACAUGACAACAAACUUACCUAUGAUGCUAUCAAAGAUAUGACAUAUUUAGAACAAGUCCUUCAUGAGGCUCUUAGAAAAUACCCACCAAUUCCGUUCUUAACAAGAAAAUGUAACAGAACAUAUAAAGUACCUGGAACAGAUAUGGUCAUCGACAAAGGCACCAUGGUGGGUAUUCCUGUUUUUGGAAUACAUAAUGAUCCAGAAUUGUAUCCUAACCCAGAAAAUUUUGAUCCCGAAAGAUUUUCUUCGCAAAAUAAAGCAAAAAGACAUCCAUUUGCAUGGUUACCUUUCGGCGAAGGACCGAGAGUGUGCAUCGGACUUAGGUUCGGAACACUGCAAGCUAAAGUCGGUUUGAUAACUAUACUUAAGGACUAUAAAGUAUCACUUAACAAUAAAACGGUCACUCCUAUCAAAUUUGAUCUGAAUUCUUCGGGUGUCUUGGCAAUUGAUGGUAGCCUAUGGCUAAAUGUUGAAAAAUUAAAUUAAUUAUGUUACUCUGUUAACUAAAAUAAGAAAGCAAUUGUAUA